Myxozyma melibiosi is the source of this 2322-nucleotide messenger RNA. RefSeq names its product HORMA domain-containing protein. NCBI's taxonomy places the organism in Eukaryota, Fungi, Ascomycota, Lipomycetes, Lipomycetales, Lipomycetaceae. The transcript is spliced from 5 exons. Gene Ontology annotation, biological process: meiotic recombination checkpoint signaling; synaptonemal complex assembly. The coding region runs from base 1 to 2322 and encodes 773 amino acids. The record is from RefSeq and is a predicted model, not a curated record. Gene Ontology annotation, cellular component: nucleus.
AUGGCGCAGAUCCUCCGCACCGUCGGCCCCUCCUCUGCUCAGCUGCAGCACCAGCUCCAGCUCCAGCACCAGCAGCAGGCCUUCGUCUCCCCGCGCGUGUCCCAGGACUACAUCCAGACCUUCCUCUCCGCGUCCUUUGGCUGCCUCACCUUUCUCAGGCACGUAAUCUCAUCUAGUAAUCCAUCAGGCCUGUUCGCAGACGACAACUACGACGACGAGCGCUUCCAGCCUGACCCCGCUCUACGCGACCACGUCCGUCUCAAACUCCUCAAGCGCGGUGUCUCCUCCCAAGCUGAUCUGCUUCUCGACUGGCUCGAACGUGGCAUAUUCGAUGCCAUCGAACGUAAAUACCUCUCCGCUGCCGUUUUCGCGGUUUUCUGUGACCCCGCGCGUCCCCAGCUCCUUCAGGAGUCGUACACUUUCUCUAUAGACUACCGCGACGACGAACCCGCCUCUCUCGCCCUACACCAUUCCUCUGGCGCAUCCCUCGAGGUCGGCGUCAGGCCUGCCGAAGUCCGUAAAAAUCUACAGCAGCUCAUGCGCCGCUUUAUCCUGCUUACGCAGAACCUACCUCCGCUGCCCGAUUCCCGCUUUGUCUCUGUCCAGCUUGUCUUCAACGACUCCUGUCCCGCGGAUUAUCAGCCACCCGGCUUCCGCGACGCGUCUUCCGACCGCCCAAUGUAUUUCGCCCUUCCCGAGGAUAGCGAUCCACUAGUUCGCGAAUCGGUCGGUAGCCUUACGGCUGGCUGGCAUGCGGUGGCUCUCAAUCUCUCCUGCGUACCGGAGCGAAACAAUAAUAAUCCUGAAUCUGGAUCUCAAGCUGUCACUGCCACUCCCGCAGCCUCGCAAAUAGCUGGCAGCAGCCAGAUCGGCUCUACUCCUCGUCGCAAGCAAAUACGCGUUUACGAAGCUAUCGACGACGUGGUGUCGCCCAAGUGGGGGAUUCCCAAUGUCAAGACGCGUGCGAACGCGUCGCGCGACAAGCCUUCUCCAGUAGCUCCGCCGCCACCAAAAAUGAUCAAGAGAGAAGACCCAUUCCGACCCUCUUCUGUGCAUUCCGAGAGCGUGGACGCGACCCUGCCACUAGCGUUAGACUCCCAGCUGCAGACGCCUUCGAUUCUGCCUUCCAUAGAAGGCAAAGCAUCAGUCGCGUCAAUUAAGACCCUGACGCCGCAGCAACACCACCAGCCAAACGUUCCGCGCCCGAAAAAGAAAAUCACAAAGCCUACUGCUCCCGCCGCCAAUGCUAAUGCCAAUGCCAAUCGGGGUGCUGCGCCACCCAAACCCAAGAGGCAGAAGAAGCAUGCGACAAGCUCACCCCAACCACAUCGCUCGGGGUCUUCUCAAGCUGCGCGCCGAGCGUCAGCAAUGUCGGCUACCACUAGGAGACCUAGUCCCUCCCGUCGUUCGCCACACAGGCUUAACAUGCCCGCCGUUGCCGCGCCUACCACCGAUUCGGUUGGCAUUUCAGUCAAGUCGGAGAAGAAGCAGCAAUCGUCUCUGUCCUCCCCCGGCAGCGAGCAAGCCGACGACAACGCGAAUUUAUUAAUUACUUGCGAGUGUGGUUAUCACGCCCACGACGAUCUCUUUGACCUCGUAGAAUGCUCGCGCUGUACUACUUGGAAGCAUCUCUACUGCUACGGUUUCCAGCAUGCCGAGGAUGAGGCUCUAAAGAUAGAGUUUAUUUGCAGUUCAUGCAGAUACGGGGGCGAGAAAAUGGUUUCCGGCUCGAGGUUGACCAAGAUCGCAACUCUAGGUAUUUUCAGACGUGCCGUCAAGGUACUUUACUCCGAUGCUUACGGCAGCCUGCGGCAAGGCCACGAUUUUUCCCGCAGUCUGGCGAAAAUUCUUGGGACCACGCCAGCCAAAACUGAGUUGAUACUCCGUCUCCUAAAUGCCGAAGGAGCGGUCAUUUUUAUCGACGGGGUGAUAUUCGCCAUCAAGCUUGUCGAUACGCCCGAAAUAAGAUCGCGGCUUACUGAGAAAUACUUCAACCCAGCUGAGAACAUCAUCACCACCGCCGAGCUGCUAUAUUCCAACCUGGCACAAAAGGCGCAGCAAGGCACUGUCGAGAAGGCAACGAAACCCUCGCAGCCGCAGCAGAGCCAGAGCCAGAGCCAGAGCCAGAGCCAGAGAAGCCAGCCGAUCUCGGAUAGCCAAUCUUCGAACUCAGAGAUGGUGAUAGACUCCUGUACGCCGAGCGCAGUAACGAGUUUGAGCCAAAGGCUUGGGAUGAUCAGUGUCAAAAGCGAGGAGAUCUCGACGCCGCCCAAACGGAAGAUUAGUGUGGUUGAGACUCCGAUCAGUCCUACUUAUUGCUAG